Pantherophis guttatus is the source of this 1513-nucleotide messenger RNA. NCBI's taxonomy places the organism in Eukaryota, Metazoa, Chordata, Lepidosauria, Squamata, Colubridae. The record is from RefSeq and is a predicted model, not a curated record.
GCUUCCUGCUGUCAUCUUCUAAGGGUGCCACACUUAACAUUGUCCCACAACUUCAGAAUGGAUGGAAAGAAAGUUGGAUUUCUUCUUGAAAGAAAAUACAAAUGAAGAUACAACCCUUCAGAAUCUUUGGGAUACAACCAAGGCUUCCCAGUUGACUGCCCAGGAGGCACAACAGGUGAACAUCUGGAGUGCUCUCUGGACUCUUGGGCAACACCUUAUAUACCUGGGAGGUGGAGUCAAGGUGGAUUCUGCGCAUGCUCUGGAUUCAUUCUCGUCCAGCAGUCACCAAAGAAGGAGCUUGUGUUCGCGGCUCCUGGAAGAAGGCCCCAAUCGGCGGGAUGACUCCAUGGCUCGGCCUUGGGUGGUCUCUGUCAGUCAUAGUUCGGCCGGGAAGUCAUCUGGAUCGCCGGAUUACUCCCUUGGUGGCUCUGGAGGUUCGGAUGUCCUGCGGUGGUCGGUCAGAUGUCCAGACAGUUCGAUUCGACGCAGAAGUCCAGGCCGAAGCCCUCGCUGGCUGGACAAUCUGGGUGUCUCAGAACGGAUCGCUGGGUCGGUGAACAUCUGGAGUGCUCUCUGGACUCUUGGGCAACACCUUAUAUACCUGGGAGGUGGAGUCAAGGUGGAUUCUGCGCAUGCUCUGGAUUCAUUCUCGUCCAGCAGUCACCAAAGAAGGAGCUUGUGUUCGCGGCUCCUGGAAGAAGGCCCCAAUCGGCGGGAUGACUCCAUGGCUCGGCCUUGGGUGGUCUCUGUCAGUCAUAGUUCGGCCGGGAAGUCAUCUGGAUCGCCGGAUUACUCCCUUGGUGGCUCUGGAGGUUCGGAUGUCCUGCGGUGGUCGGUCAGAUGUCCAGACAGUUCGAUUCGACGCAGAAGUCCAGGCCGAAGCCCUCGCUGGCUGGACAAUCUGGGUGUCUCAGAACGGAUCGCUGGGUCGGUGAACAUCUGGAGUGCUCUCUGGACUCUUGGGCAACACCUUAUAUACCUGGGAGGUGGAGUCAAGGUGGAUUCUGCGCAUGCUCUGGAUUCAUUCUCGUCCAGCAGUCACCAAAGAAGGAGCUUGUGUUCGCGGCUCCUGGAAGAAGGCCCCAAUCGGCGGGAUGACUCCAUGGCUCGGCCUUGGGUGGUCUCUGUCAGUCAUAGUUCGGCCGGGAAGUCAUCUGGAUCGCCGGAUUACUCCCUUGGUGGCUCUGGAGGUUCGGAUGUCCUGCGGUGGUCGGUCAGAUGUCCAGACAGUUCGAUUCGACGCAGAAGUCCAGGCCGAAGCCCUCGCUGGCUGGACAAUCUGGGUGUCUCAGAACGGAUCGCUGGGUCGGUGAACAUCUGGAGUGCUCUCUGGACUCUUGGGCAACACCUUAUAUACCUGGGAGGUGGAGUCAAGAUGUAAAUGGAUGAAAUUUGGAAUCAAAUUGGUUAAAGAAGUGUGAGCAAGUGUACUUAUUUAAUACCGGACCAAACCUUUGCCCUUAAAAGAUGUAUUUUAUGUUUAAGAUGUUUAAAAAUAAAUAAAAAAAUAUUU